Molecule: messenger RNA, 3587 nt
Organism: Anguilla anguilla (European eel)
Lineage: Eukaryota; Metazoa; Chordata; Actinopteri; Anguilliformes; Anguillidae
Gene: med18
Product: mediator of RNA polymerase II transcription, subunit 18 homolog (yeast)
Exons: 9
Coding region: 1683-2960 (425 amino acids)
Biological process (GO): regulation of transcription by RNA polymerase II; termination of RNA polymerase II transcription
Cellular component (GO): core mediator complex; mediator complex; membrane
Molecular function (GO): transcription coregulator activity
Source: RefSeq, a predicted model, not a curated record
AUUCUUCACACCUGGGUGACCCUCACAAGGUAAGGCUCUUUGUUUCCCUCCUGAGUGACCCAUGGUGGUUAAUCUACAUACUAUUAUUACAUACCAUGUUGGUUUUACUGUUGCUAUAUUCUGUGAUCUUUUAUUAUACUUAUUGUGCCUUAGAUGUUUUUGUAAUCUCGGCUACAUUGAAAAUGAGGGCCUGGCCCUCAAUUGUACCUCCGAGAAUUAAAUAAAGGUUAUGAUGAUGAUUAAUCUAUGAAUCUCAGUCGCAGCAUGGUCAGGCUAUGAAGCCCCAGCUGAGGGUUGCCAGUGAAGAAAGAUAUUAGUGUUCUGCUAACGUCAGUGCUCCAGCUCUAUGGAAAGGAAAAUUGCCAUUCAGAGUUGAUAUUUGUUGUUUAAUUUACAGUUGAAAUGUCAGCUGUAGUGUUUGUAUACGGUUCAAGGGAACCAUGAAAUGGAUGUGAGCAGUGAGCGUAUCACCCGAAUUCUAGUGCUCUGUGCUGGUUAGCAGUGAAAGAAAGGGGUCGAUGACAGAACUUCCUUUGCAGGUUUUCAAAUAUUUACAUGGCUACCGCUCGACUUAUUCCACAGAGCUCUUUUUCGGUUUCUGAAUCUGCCCCAUUAUCAUGGAGGCCUGUUCAGAUUUUAUUUUUUUUAAAUAAAUUUAAAAAAAGGUUUGGCCUGUUAAAAGGGUUUGGAACCUUUCUAGGGCCAAAUACCAAUGGAGGCUAGUUAGUUAGUUAGUUGAGUCUUUAUUAUUCCAAAGGGGCAAUUUGUUUUGCAGCAUAGUGUGCAGUAAAUGAAAUUAAAUAACAAUAAAUAAAUGUCCACGGCAACAGGUAAACCUUAAAAACAAAAACUUAUUACUACCCCUCAUUAAGAAAGCCAAUGACAGUUGGGGUUAAAGAGUGUUUAGUCGUGUUUGUUUUUAAUAUAGGGAUCCUAUAUCUGUGCUCUAAUGGAAGGCUACUCUGUAAAGUAAGUUCAAAUACUUUUGAGUUUUGAGCAUCACACACACACGCACACACACACGCACAUACACACACACACACACGCACAUACGCGCACACACACACACACACACAGGCACACACGGGCAGGGGGUGUCAUUUGAAAACCUCUGUCCCCGACCGGCAUGGCUGUCUGUGCACAAUAAAUUAGGAUGGACGGCAUGGCACUGAACAUUUCACAAUCGUGCAGUUUGCACUGCUUCAAUGUCCAGCUAAUGUGUGUGCGCAGAAUUUACCUUCUCCACAUGUUCUCAUACAUAUGCAAGCUUGGCAUUUCUGGGAAACAUUUAGGUCUGUUGUUGCUGCAAUAAAGUAAAAAAAUAUGUCUGCAUGUCUGACUGUCUUUCUCUCUCUGUCUGUCUGUCUGUCUGUGCACGGCAAGGCUGAACACAAGAACACAUUCUUAUUUUAUGUGGCAAACAGAAGCUUCACGGAAAAUAAUUAAACCAAAAUACAGUAAAUAUAUGGUUUAGCAGCUAGACAGAAAGCGUGCCCCCACAGACCACCUCGCCUCCAGGCCACCUGCGAGAAUGCUCUCGGGGGUUUGCACCCCAGGUGGUCGUGGACGUCUGCUCGAAAGGGCACACCAAGACAUUCUGAAAAACCACAUGCUGACGCGGACCUUGAUCUCGGCGUUGCCGAAGUGACAUUCCUGCGGCAGGCCUUUUUGCUUGCGCUACGAUGAUGUGGAGUUUGUUAACAUGCACCAUGACGUUCGCCAGCUUCGCUACCCUGAUUCUGACCGCUCAGACCGGGGCUCUGUCGCACUUCAAUGAAAAACGCCUGGAAGCCAGACUUGGGGAUGAAGUCAUAAUUCCGUGCACGGACCACCAUGAAGUCAAUCACCGAAAUGCUUACCGGUGGUUCUACAGGAGAAACAGCCCAGCAAGCAAGCGUGAUAUGAUAUUUCAGUAUAACAAAGCUGGACUGAAUCAUAUGAACAGUCAUUUAUGGGGAGAAAAGAAAACUCUUCGUAACUUUUCACUGGUGAUCAUGAAUUUCAAAGAAGAGGACCAAGGAAUCUACACCUGUGAGAUCUGCCCAGGUACUGAAAAGUGCACCAAAGGAUUAGACACUUCCCUUUUUCUGGUAAAAGAAUCACCUCCAGCCGCCCCAAAGAGGGUGUACGCGGCUGAGGGGGGUAAUUUUACCCACCCUUGCCCCGGCGGGGCAGGGGGCUCGGGCCCAUCGGCUUCAUGGACGUUUUGGCGGUUUGGAGAGCCGUCCCCCGCCCCGUGGUCCCAUCAGAGAGGGGGGCUACAGCCCAAUGGUUCCAUCUUCAUACGGGACGUCCAGGCAUCAGAUGCUGGGACCUACAGCUGCGUGAGAGGGAGGAACUCUGACCUGCCACAGACACAGACACUGCUGUCACUCAGUCUGUGUGUGCUCACAGCCGGGCCUGUCGGCUCAAGCGUCAGCCGUGGGUCCCCCCUGAACUGCUCUGUCCAUUGUGACGUGAGCCCGGAGCCCGUCGUUCUGCCCCGGGCCCCGGGUAAAUCCUCUGGAGCUGCCGCGGUUGUCGUGGAAACUGGCGCAGUGACCUUCCAAGUGCGUCCCGGAGAGCGCGAGGGGACGGUGGUGUGCUACGCGAAUGAGACGGGAGAAAGCGGGGUAGAGGAUUCCACAUUGCAUUUAGAUACAGAAAAUAAUCAGGAAGACGCAAACACAACCCCCCUGGCGCUGUUUUUGUGUGUGUCACUGGCAUCAGGUUUUUGCACGUUGGCUAUUUUUCUCGGUUUUGUGUUUCUGUGUAGACGAAGACUAAUCGCAGCGUUUCCUACAGCCGAUGAGCCGUCUGGUGAUGUGCUUUGCCCUAAGCGCACCAGAGACACGACACCAGAGAUGGGUGAAACGGAAACUCAAAUUAUUUAUUCUGUCUUGGAAAUAAAACAGCCCGAAAAAGACCGUGUGCUCGUACGAGAAGAUGGAUGCGUUUACAGUACGAUACAGCACCAGUGAAUUUAGGAGUUCGGAAUAAUUUAUAUCGAAAACUUCUUCUUUCGAAAUUAUUUUUUAAAUAAUUAAUAGUAUGUUUUUUUUUUUGCUAAUGUCAUUUUAGAUGCUAUUGUGGGUUGAAAGAAAAAAAACAAUAAAUUUUAUAAUUUAUAUAUUUUUCUAAUGUAUUUUUGUUUUGCUCUUUGUUGCUCAGUUGUUGAAUAUUUAGUUAAUACUUUAAAUCACUAUUCUACUGAUUUUGAAGCACUAGUUUAGCGUCAUGCGCGCACAUGCGCAGACGGGCAGCGGCGAAUUUAACCGAAGAACGACAGGGUAGCAGAACGCCGGACGCAGGGAAGCUAACGAAUAAUUUUUUUCCCAUAUCCCCAUCAUCCGCAUGUUUUUAAUUUUAAGCGUUUACAUGGGAAAGAGACAGAGUGUCUUGUACACCAUCCAGCACAUGUCUGCGUAGGGAAAGAGCUGUUAUUCAUAAGCGCGAGCAUCCUCGAUUUAACUUGACGGCGGGCGGAGUGCGGAUCCUCGGUCUGUAGUUUUCGCAGCGGCCGGAAGAGAAGACACCAAAAGCGGUCGCCUCAAGUUUGAGCUGUCGGGAACAACAAAAAAAGCGGAGGGGUCUCUUCAGUGUGAAAG